This is a messenger RNA of Stomoxys calcitrans (stable fly), 1109 nucleotides long. It is a transcript of the gene Had2, whose product is annotated as lambda-crystallin homolog. Gene Ontology annotation, molecular function: NAD+ binding; oxidoreductase activity, acting on the CH-OH group of donors, NAD or NADP as acceptor. The record is from RefSeq and is a predicted model, not a curated record. Gene Ontology annotation, biological process: fatty acid metabolic process. The transcript has 3 exons. Bases 120 to 1064 code for a protein of 314 amino acids. Lineage: Eukaryota; Metazoa; Arthropoda; Insecta; Diptera; Muscidae.
AUGAAUUGCUGAGAUUAAUCGGAAAAUCAAUUAAAGCGAAACGUAGUGAUUUAGUUAGUAAAGCAGGCUUGGCUGAAGAGAACACAUCCAAAGUGUAACAAUUGAUUUUUUUUUCAAUAAUGAAAACUGAGAAAAUUGGUAUUGUGGGCAGCGGCCUUAUUGGCCGAGCGUGGUCCAUGUUAUUUGCCUCGGUUGGCUAUAAGGUCAUGCUAUAUGACAUUCUUCCCGAACAGUUAACAUCGGCUCUGGAGUACGUUGACCUUGAACUGCAUCGUCUUGAGCAGCAAGGCUUACUACGGGGUCAUCUCAGUGCUGAACAGCAAUUUCAAUGUAUAAAAACAACCACGGACAUGCAGGAGAUGACAAUGGGAGCCCUCUUCAUACAGGAAUGCAUACCAGAACGCAUUGAAUGGAAGAAGUCAUUGUACCAGCAACUGGAUGACAUACUCGAGGAACAAACGAUUGUUUCCAGCUCAACAAGCACUUUUAUGCCCUCACUGUUCAGCCAUGGUCUCAAGCAUAGACACAAUAUUUUGGUUUCACAUCCCUUAAAUCCCCCCUACUACAUACCCCUGGUGGAGAUUGUUCCCGCUCCCUGGACCUCACCAAAGGCCAUAGAGUUCACCAAGCAAUUGAUGUUGGAAAUAAAACAAAAACCGGUCACCUUAAAACGCGAAGUCUUGGGCUUUGCCACCAACCGCAUCCAAUAUGCCAUACUCAAUGAAAUUUGGCAUUUGGUCGACAAGGACAUACUCACAGUGGCUGACAUUGAUGCGGUUAUGACACAAGGCCUGGGUUUACGUUAUGCCCUUUUGGGUCCCCUUGAAACGGCUCAUUUGAAUGCCGAUGGUAUUGCAGACUAUGUGCAGCGUUUUGGAGAUGAAAUUCACAAAGUCAGUGAGACAUAUGAUCCCAUACCCAGAAUGGAGAGUGGGUCAACUUUGGAUAAAAUCGCCCAACAGUGUGAGGAAAUGGUACCAAAAGCGGAACUCAGCGCAAGAAGAAAGGAAAGAGAUGAGUUUCUAAUAAAACUGGGGGCUCUGAAGAAGGAAUUCGAGAAAUGAGGAGAAAGAAAUUUAAAUUUGAGGAAAGUUUUUACGAAUGAAGAA